Molecule: messenger RNA, 3800 nt
Organism: Artibeus jamaicensis (Jamaican fruit-eating bat)
Lineage: Eukaryota; Metazoa; Chordata; Mammalia; Chiroptera; Phyllostomidae
Gene: UBE2J1
Product: ubiquitin conjugating enzyme E2 J1
Exons: 9
Coding region: 317-1228 (303 amino acids)
Source: RefSeq, a predicted model, not a curated record
CAGCGUCUCGCCCGCUCUCGGCAUCCCGCCCGCACUUCUGCCCGUGGCGGGGCGGUGUCUGCGGAAGCUCCCUGGGUCUGGCCCGGUCGGCCCGAGCCGCGCUGAGACCCGGGCGCCCGCGGCGCGGAGUGGAGGCCGGAGCCCGGCCAGCGACCAGCCAUGGAGACCCGCUACAACCUGAAGAGUCCGGUUUUUAAUGGCCCUGCCUAAUUUAUAGAAGUAGCCCAAACAAUCCCAGUCUCAAAGUCUUCUCCGGUGCAUUAUGAAGAUGUAAGGAAAGCACUCAGCUCUCUUAGAUUAAGCUGUUAAACGUUUAAUGAAAGAAGCAGCAGAACUGAAAGAUCCAACAGAUCAUUACCAUGCGCAGCCUUUAGAGGAUAACCUAUUUGAAUGGCACUUCACAGUGAGAGGGCCGCCAGAUUCUGAUUUUGAUGGAGGAGUUUAUCAUGGACGAAUAGUACUCCCACCAGAGUACCCCAUGAAACCACCGAGCAUUAUUCUUCUGACGGCUAAUGGACGAUUUGAAGUAGGCAAGAAAAUCUGUUUGAGCAUCUCAGGACAUCAUCCUGAAACUUGGCAGCCUUCAUGGAGUAUAAGAACAGCGUUAUUAGCCAUCAUUGGGUUUAUGCCAACAAAAGGAGAGGGAGCCAUAGGUUCUCUAGAUUACACACCUGAGGAACGAAGAGCACUUGCCAAAAAAUCCCAAGAUUUCUGUUGUGAUGGAUGUGGCUGCACCAUGAAGGAUGUCCUGUUGCCUUUAAAAUCUGGAAGCGAUUCAAGCAAGGCCGACCAAGAAGCCAAGGAAUUGGCUAGACAAAUCAGUUUUAAGGCAGAAGUCAAUUCAUCUGGAAAGACUAUUGCUGAGUCAGAUUUAAACCACCCUUUUUCACUAAAUGAUUUACAAGACAGUGUACCUACAACAUUCCAGGGUGCUGCAGCCAGUACAUCGUAUGAAGUCCAGAACCCCUCAGAAGCAUCUCUUCAACAGCCUGUCCAACCUGUCGCUAAGAGUACCUCCAUGAGUCCUCGACAGCGCAGGGCCCAGCAGCAGAGUCAGAGGAGGCCGUCUGCUUCACCGGACGUAAUCCAGGGCCAGCAGCCUAGAGACAACCACACUGAUCAUGGUGGAUCUGCCGUGUUGAUUGUCAUCUUGACCUUGGCAUUGGCAGCUCUUAUAUUCCGACGAAUAUAUCUGGCCAAUGAGUACGUAUUUGACUUUGAGUUAUAAUACUGGUUUCUGUCUUAAGAGCUGUGACUCAACUGCUUCAUUAAACAUUCUGCAUUGGGUAUAAUCUAAGAAUUGUUUACAAAAAUUAUUUUGUAUUACCUUUCAUUCCUUUUUUGAUCCUUAUAAAUUCAAUAUAAAUGUAGCUAGACAUUCAGACUGUGUCCUGCUCAGUUUAAGGGACUAGAAGUCAAGUCCUUUGUCUCACUAUAUGACCUGCUUUAUAGGGAAAUAAUUUGUUAUUUCUCUUAUCUCAGCUUCUUUUUAUGUAAAUUUGUGAUAGUUUUCUGUAUAGCCCUUUGAAAUUUUUGGAUAAAAGAUAGUGUUUGAAGUUCCAUCGAGUAUUAGUAGUUACUCAGUGUCAUUCGUUGAGUACUCUGUUUCUACUUACGCAGAAUGAUUGAGGGAUGAGAGCUGAAAGGGCAGAGUAAAACCCCUCCAAUAGCUUACUUACAAGGUCAUUCAUAUUGGGAUCACCCAUUCUGUGACAAACUUUAUGUCCUGAACAUUUUUCAAUGGAAGUUACUAUGUCAAACAUUUAUGAGGAAAUGCAGUUACGUCUUUGUUAUUGGAUAUUACUUGAAGAGGGAAUAAUGCUUUGUAACCACUUUGAUGUACUUUUCCCAUUCUCCCCAGUGAGCACAUCAGAUUGAAAAAGAAAGCAAUCCUCCAUACAUCUGUGUUUUAAGGAAGGAAGGGUCCAAGCCAGAAAUCACUUAAUUUUAGCCCAGAAGUUAAGUGGGAGUAUCUUAAGAUUUGAAUGGUCUGCUUUGAAUUGUAUAUCUUUUGAGAUGUAUAUAUGCCUACCUUUGUAAUCACCAUAAAUUUAAUUAUUCUGAAAUAUGCGUCAUGUUGAACUGUUUCACGAACCAUAUUAAUAGAAAAGCUCAGGGCCCAAACAACAAUGAUAGAAAUUAGAAAAAAAUUUACUUGGAAUUGCCCACCUAAUCAAAGCCCUAGAAAUAAUUUUCAGUGCAAAAUCAGUAUAUAAUAUAGUGCAAGCUAGCCCCAUAUCCUCUGGUAGAUAAUUUUACCAUCAUAAUGCUGAGUGAGAACAUAUAAUCACAGAAAAACAUUGCCUUCAGCAUGUUUACUGGCAACAUGGGAGGCACUCUUUGAGUGUUGUAAGUGCAGACUUAAUUUUUAUAUAAACACAGGUAGUCCCCAGCUUCCAAAUAGGUUAUGCUGUCAAAGUACAUUGGUAAGUUAAUUUUUUUACACAUCAUUGUAAAUGGUUUUUAGGCUCUAGACCAGUCCAUAAAAGUUGGUCCAUAAUGUAUCGAGUAAUUUGGGAGAUGGUAUCCAUAAAGUCCUUAUGUGUUUAACUAACUGACAUUAUGGACAAGCUAGACGUAAAGCAAUUUAAAGGCAUGUGCGGUAUGCACUCCUGCAGGGGACUUGGGCGCUGGUGGCCGCCAGACGCAGUUCCCGAGCCCAGAGCCACUUUCUUUUGUGUCUAAAAGAACAGCAUACUGUAUGCUAUGGUAUAAUACGUCAUUGUUUUCAAUUUUAAUAAAUGAACAUUUUAAAAGUGUUUACAGAUUGUUUCUGUUGUAUCUACAGCUGUAGUUGGUAAAGUCUAAAAAGCCCAAGGACUUGAUGAAGACCUCAUAUGUCAGGAAAACAAUAAGUUACCAUUUUAUAACUUUAUUGCCAUGAGGAAAUGCAUUCUGAAGUCUUGGUUUACAACACAAGAUACUAAAUAUUGGUUCAGUCAUCACUGGUCUCCAAACCAGGGCCACUGACCCUGGAAGGCCAGGCAGUAUUACUAUGGAGAAGGAAAUCCCCGUGCUCUCAGCGCACGUGGAGAUGGACCUUGUGCUAGGAAUGGUCCCCCUCCACUUCCUCUCAGUCACACCUGAGCUGGCCUCUGGAUCUGCGUGAUCUUGUUGCGUGUUUCCAUGGGAUGUACUUUCACUUCCAAGUCGACUAAGCCGAGAAGGUGUUGCAUUGUGCGGGACCUCUUCUAUCUGGUUAGCUUCUCUUCCCUCACUUGUCACCUGACAGGCCACUUCCUUGUUUAUGUUGGGGUUUAUUUUUCCACAUCCGAUGCACAUAUUUGAAAGUGGCAUCUUUAAUACUGCUUCCCUUUCAGCUCUAACAUAUUACUUAAAAAUCCUGAAGUGGUCCGUCUGCACCCCAUUGUGGAGUUCCUGAGCAAAAUUGACCUUCGGAGCCAUUCAUACUCAAACCCCACCUGAUGGGCCUCUUCAUAAAACUAUUAUUUUUUAAAGCCCCUUUUAACCCACUAUUUACAGCAUAUGGUCAAAACUGGAGGUGUGAUUUGGCAGGUAAAGACUUAGGACUCAUUCUUUCCCCAGGCCUCAGAUUAAGGUAGCUCAGUGACUCUUUCUUUGGCCAACAUAGUGCCUGCCUACCUACCCAGGUAGUUAAAAUAGCAUGCUUGAAAAGGUAUAUAAUGUCUGUUUCACCUGGUAAGUGUUCAAGCAAAUGAAACCUUUCCAGUUUUAUGUGUUGUGGGGCUUUUAUGUAACGCUUUACACUUUCAUGCUGCUUAUUGUUUUUAUUCUACUGAAAUAAAUGAAUUUCAUCAAAAUUCUCAACAAAUAUUUUU